UUCUUCGAACCAAACUUCAUAUUUUGAUCAAAAUAAUUUGUUAGUCCACAUUUCUCCUCCAAAAACCAGAGCUGAGAACAAAAUGGCCGAGCAGCUAACGGGGGAGCAGAUCGCCGAGUUCAAGGAAGCCUUUUGCCUCUUUGACAAGGACGGCGAUGGCUGCAUCACCACCAAAGAAUUGGGGACUGUGAUGAGAUCUCUGGGACAAAAUCCCACUGAAGCUGAAUUGCAAGACAUGAUCAAUGAGGUUGAUGCUGACCAGAAUGGCACAAUUGAUUUUUCUGAAUUCUUGAAUUUGAUGGCAAGGAAGAUGAAGGAUACUGAUUCUGAGGAGGAACUAAGGGAAGCUUUCAAGGUGUUUGAUAAGGAUCAGAAUGGCUAUAUUUCUGCUGCAGAGCUUCGACAUGUAAUGGCAAACCUUGGAGAGAAACUGACCGAUGAAGAAGUGGAUGAGAUGAUUCGCGAAGCAGAUGAAGAUGGUGAUGGCCAGGUGAACUAUGACGAGUUUGUCAGGAUGAUGCUUAACAAAUGAAUGUAUGUUUUGGAUUCUGAUCAUGGUAGGGAUUGGUUGUUGGAGAAUCAGUUGUAGUAUGUUGGCAUUUGGACAAGAUGGGAUUUGCUUUUCUAUUAGGUUGAAGUAACAUGGCUUCACUGCAGAAUUAUGAAAUGUUGUGAUUGAAAUUGAUAGAAUCAAUGACAAAAGCAAUGGCUUCAUAGUUGCUUGUGAUA
Messenger RNA from Rosa chinensis, 729 nucleotides. Its product is annotated as calmodulin. Lineage: Eukaryota; Viridiplantae; Streptophyta; Magnoliopsida; Rosales; Rosaceae. Bases 83 to 532 code for a protein of 149 amino acids. The record is from RefSeq and is a predicted model, not a curated record. Gene Ontology annotation, molecular function: calcium ion binding; enzyme regulator activity. The transcript is spliced from 4 exons.